This is a messenger RNA of Helianthus annuus (common sunflower), 3437 nucleotides long. Its product is annotated as pentatricopeptide repeat-containing protein At2g22410, mitochondrial. Gene Ontology annotation, biological process: RNA modification. The record is from RefSeq and is a predicted model, not a curated record. The coding region runs from base 56 to 2038 and encodes 660 amino acids. The transcript has a single exon. Gene Ontology annotation, molecular function: protein binding; RNA binding. Lineage: Eukaryota; Viridiplantae; Streptophyta; Magnoliopsida; Asterales; Asteraceae.
UUUUUUUAUUUUUCAAACACUCUCUCAAUGCUUCUUAGCAAUCCUGUUUUGUAACAUGUUAACUUCCAUCAAACAUCUAACACUUGUUUCCCGCCAUACCAAAACACACACCCUUUUCACCUCUUCCACAUCCAACAAUUUUGCUUCAUCAACUCACCAAACCCUCAAUCACCUCCUUGAAAAAUGCCAAUCAAUGAUAAAACUUAAACAAAUUCAUGCUCAAAUCAUCGUUCAUGGACUCCAUGAAGACACAUUUACCGUUAGCAAAUUAAUAUCCUUCUGUGCUCUGUCCGAAACAGGCGAUUUACAGUAUGCACACCAGGUGUUUGAUCAUAUGCCUCAACGAAAUAAACACAUGUAUAAUAGUUUGAUCAGGGGGUAUGUCAACAGUGACAAUUCAAUAAAGGCUCUACACCUUUUUCGUCAAAUGAUUUGUGUUGGGACUUCGCCGAAUGAGUAUACUUACCCGUUUGUUCUUAAGGUGUGCGCGGUGUUGGCUAGACGUUUAGAUGGGGUUUUGAUGCAUGCUCGGGUUGUUAAGUCGGGAUUUGAGUCGCAUGUUUAUGUGCAAAAUGGGUUGAUUAGUGUGUACUGCAGUUGUGGGGAUCUUAAGGAUUCGAGAAAGGUGUUUGAUGAUAUGGUUGAUAAGAGCGUGGUUUCGUGGAACACGGUGAUUGGUGGGUACUCUAAGUUGGGCGAUUGUAAGGAAGCGUUUUUGUUGUUUCGAGAAAUGAGGGAACUUGGUGUCGAGCCUGACGACUUUACGUUUGUUAGCCUAUUUUCUGUUUGUUCACAGAACUGCGAAGAAGUAUUAGGAGGAUUAUUACAUUCGUAUAUUGUAACAACUGGAGCUCAUUCGUAUAUUGAUGUUUAUGUGCAAAAUGCUAUAGUGGACAUGUAUGCGAAAUGUGGGCGUUUGCAAUCGGCUCAAGCGUUCUUUGACCGAAUGAGCCAUAAAAACGUGGUUUCAUGGACGUCUAUGGUCAGUGCAUAUUCCAAACACGGUCUCGUUGAGCCUGCAAAGAACUUAUUUCACCAAAUGCCUGUAAAAAACGUCGUUUCUUGGAAUUCAAUGAUUUCAUGCUAUCUACAAAAAGGUUGGUAUAGUGAAGCAUUAGGGCUCUACAAUGACAUCUUUAAAGCAGGAGUAACUCCCGAUGAGACAACUCUGGCUAGCGUUCUUUCAGCAUGCUGUCAACUUGGUGAUUUAGAAACAGGAAGAAAGAUCCAUGAUUAUAUUUCUUCGAACUAUGCAACACCAAGUGUCACAUUAUACAACACAUUGAUAGACUUAUAUGCUAAAUGCGGGUUGUUAGAAACUUCUUGGGCUUUGUUUUCUAACAUGCCCGAAAAGAAUCAUGUUUCUUGGAAUGUAAUGAUCGGGGCACUUGCUUUACACGGGCGCGGUUUUGAAGCCGUUGAACUCUUCGAGAGCAUGCAGGCACAUGGGAUACACCCUGAUGAAAUCACGUUCAUGGGCUUGCUUUCCGCUUGUUGUCAUAGUGGUCUUACAGAAACCGGUAAAUACUACUUUGGCAAAAUGCGAGACAUGUACAAAGUACGACGUAAAAUAGAACACUAUGCUUGUAUGAUUGAUCUUUUUGGCCGAUUAGGGCUAUUUGGAGACGCUAUUAAACUAAUAAACGAAAUGCCAAUGAAACCGGAUGUUGUAGUUUGGGGUGCGUUGCUUGGGGCUUGUAGAAUCCAUGGGAAUAUCGAAAUCGGGAAACAGAUAUUGAAACAAGUGCUGGAGUUAGAACCGUAUACUUCAGGAAUCUAUGUGCUUGUUUCAAACAUGUUUUGUGAAGCGAAAAGAUGGCAAGAUGUGAAGAACAUAAGGAGAUUAAUGAAGGAUCAAGGAAUUAAGAAGAGUAAAGGUGUUAGCUCGGUUGAAGUUGAUGGUAAUACGUACGAGUUUACAGUUGAUGACAAGAGAAAUGAGUUGUCGAGUAGCGUGUAUGAGUUGUUGGAUCGGUUAACCCUUCAUCUAAAGUCGUUAGAGAUGGAAUGUGAUAUUUGGCAACCUUCGACUCACUAGUACAGUUUUAUUUGCUGAGGUAUAGCUCCAUGUUGUUGAUCAACUGUUUUUAAUUUUUUUAUAUUUACAGAGAUUUAACGGCUUUUACAAAAAAAUAGAAUCUUUUAAUGGUCCAAAAGAUUAACAAGUGAAUACACUAAAGAGAGCUAGAUGUAACGGCCCGUGUGAGUUACAAGUCGCAAUGUCGAUUCCAGAAUUAUGUAGAGCAUUUGAGGAGCUUCAAGACCUUUAAGAAAAAUUCUGGAAAAGGGCCACACAUUUAUCUCUAGAUUAGUCUAGAGAUUGCUUGGUAGAUAUGUGAAAACUGAAAAGAAUGACUUGAGUCUUAGAGACAUCAUGAAAAUAAGCUAGAUACUUUGUAGAAUAGUGUAGAUUAAAAUAUAUGAUGGCUAGCAUCUAUAAAUAUGAGGCUGAUCAUUUAAGCUCCACACUUCCAAAGUUCUUUAGUUUACCUUGUAAGAUCUCAAUAAAUUCUCUUUGUACUUAAUAUAGUGUUUCCUUUGGUUAGGAGUCUACACCCUAUGGCAUAGAACAAUGCAAGUAAUAAGAUGUGUUCAAAUAACACUAAAUACUAACAUUCAUAAACCAUAAAUUAACCAUAAACACUUACAACUCAACAAAAAAGGUACUUGAUUAGGUUUAUUUACUCUGGGUUUGCGCCAUCAGUUUUUUUUAAUAUAUAUUAAAUCUCCUAAACUUGAUCAACUUUUUCAAAGAAUUGAUAUGCUUAGGAACGAUACACAGUGGGUUUCCUUGAGAUGAACUCUGUGAACACUUUUUUUAUAUUAUUACGAGACAAAAUGAUGAAGAAUUAACUAUUUUCUUUGACUUUUGAUGAAAGAUACGUCGAAUAAAAGACUAAAUUUUGCAUUGGAUUUUUGUUAUUAUAGAACGUAAAUAUCAGUCUCUUUAUUUUGAGUGUGAUAGAACAGUUGCAACAACAAAAUAAAGUAAUGCAUGUCAUGUCCCGCUAACACUAGAAGGAAAUACAUGCUAAUAAACUACGUAUGGGAUUACUAGGUAACUAAAUAUGUAAACUUUUUUAACAUGCCCCGCAAGUAAGAAUGUGUGUAGCAAAUUAGCAAUGUGAAAGGAGAUGAAGCAAGUCUAGACAAAAUGUUUGUAAAGGUUAAGAAGAAAGGAGAUGAAGCAAGGACAAAAUGUAUGUAGAGAAAUGGAAUGAUUUUUUGUGGUUUGGAUGUUUAUCACUAUAUUCUAUAGUUUUUAUUCCGGUUCGAGAUGGUAAAAAAUAAUAUCAAAUCUGUUGGAAACUACAUGAUAAGAACUAGUUUGGGUCGGGCAACAAAUGUUUAUUGGCAAAGCGAACCUUCAUUAUUCAUUAUGAUUUAUAACGCUGAAGAUACAUGGAUGUUAUAGAUUUUCUUCGGUUAAAUCAAUA